Messenger RNA from Apaloderma vittatum (bar-tailed trogon), 194 nucleotides. RefSeq names its product cysteine-rich protein 1 (intestinal) (gene CRIP1). The transcript has 3 exons. Gene Ontology annotation, biological process: regulation of gene expression; intrinsic apoptotic signaling pathway in response to DNA damage. Gene Ontology annotation, molecular function: zinc ion binding. The record is from RefSeq and is a predicted model, not a curated record. Lineage: Eukaryota; Metazoa; Chordata; Aves; Trogoniformes; Trogonidae. The annotation marks the transcript as partial.
CCGAGAAGGUGACUUCUCUGGGGAAGGACUGGCACCGGCCCUGUUUGAGAUGUGAAAAAUGUAACAAGACACUGACGUCUGGAGGCCAUGCAGAGCAUGAUGGCAAGCCAUACUGCAACCACCCCUGCUAUGCCGCCUUAUUCGGGCCCAAAGGGUUCGGCCGGGGAGGAGCCGAGAGCCACACGUUCAAGUAA